CUGUUGACUCUGCAACGCAAUGUACGUACUUGGAUUAUGCUACGAACAUGGGAAUGGUUCAAGUUGUACGGAAGAGUUAAGCCAAUGCUCAGGGCUGGCAAGAUCACUGAGGAGAUGGAGAAACUUAACGAGCAAAUCAAAGCGCUUGAGCAGAAUCUCCAAAAAGAAGAGGGCAACCGAAAAGAUCUUGAGGAUCAGGUGAAAAAGCUGUCGGAUGAGAAGACGGCUCUGUUCGGAACUCUCGAACAAGAGAAGGCUAAACUGGUCGAAUCCGAGGAGCGAUACAACAAGUUGAGUGCAGCUAAAGCCGAUCUCGAACGACAACUGAACGAGCUGAGCGAACGAAUCGCCGAGAUGGAGGACCGCCAAGGAGAUAUGGACCGAAAACGCAAGAAGGACGAGAGUGAAAUCAACGAGUUGAAACGAAAGAAUAAUGAAUUGGAAAUGUCAUUGCGAAGAGCUGAAACCGAGAAGCAAGCACGUGAGCAAAAUAUUCGUUCGUUACAAGACGAAAUGGCUAAUCAAGAUGAAAGUCUUGCAAAAACCAACAAAGAAAAGAAACACCAGGAAGAAAUGAAUCGUAAAUUGAUGGAAGAUCUUCAAGCAGAAGAGGACAAAGUGAACUAUUUGAACAAAUUGAAGAGUAAACUCGAACAACAACUCGAUGAUGUACGUUCGUUUGAAUGGAAGAAACAGUUUGAACGAGACAAACGAGCCCGUCAGGAUCUGGAGAAAGCCAAACGAAAGGUUGAAGGUGAGCUGAAAGUUUCGAUGGAGAACGUCGACGAAAUCAACAAGCAAAAGCACGACAUCGAACAGAAUCUGAAGAAGAAAGAGGCCGAUCUGAUGAUGACAUCGAGUAAACUCGAAGAGGAGGCCGCUCUUGUCAGCAAACUUCAGAAGCAAAUCAAAGAGUUGGAGACACGUAUCGUUGAACUAGAAGAGGAUCUGGAGCAAGAGCGUCAGUCACGCUCCAAAUCGGAUCGUAACCGCUCGGAGCUUCAACGUGAACUGGACGAACUGGGCGAACGUCUCGAAGAACAAGGCGGUGCCACGGCUGCACAAAUUGAGCUGAACAAGAAACGUGAGGCGGAAAUGGCGAAGCUGAAACGCGAUUUGGAAGAAAUGAAUAUGAAUAACGAGAUGCAAAUCGCAUCGUUGCGUAAGAAACACAACGAUGCAAUCGCUGAGUUGAGCGAUCAGCUCGAGCAAUUGCAGAAGAUGAAGGCAAAAAGUGAUAAAGACCGAGCACAGCUAUUGCGAGACGUUGAAGAGGCGCACUCAAGUGCCGACUCAGAAUGCCGAGCCAAGCAAGAGUUCGAAAAACAAGCGAAACUUGUCGAAAUGCAAUACUCUGAACUACAAGCCAAAUCCGAUGAACAGGUUCGUCUUAUUAACGACUUGACGUCGUUGAAGAGUCGUCUCACGAACGAAAACGGUGAUAUGACACGCCAAAUUGAGGACCUCGAGAACCAGGUAGGUAGUAAUACCAAUAAGAAAUUUGAGUGUGAAUGGAUUUUUGAUCCCGAGGAGAUAUGCUCAAAUAGCGAGCGACAGACUUUGGCCGCUCAAGUGAAGAAUCUUGAACAUGAGAACGAUAAUCUGAGAGUUCAUGGCGAUGAAGAGGCUGAGGUUGAUGUUGAACGUACUGCAAACUACGCGGCCAGUUUGGAGAAGAAACAGAAAUUCUUUGACCGUAUCGUUGAAGAAUGGAAGAAGAAGACCGAUGAUUUAUCAGCCGAACUCGAUGCCGCUCAACGUGACAAUCGCAAUCUUGCCACUGAAUUGUUCAAAUCCAAGACUGCACAAGAUGAACUUCUUGAACAAAUCGAGAGUCUCCGACGUGAGAACAAAUCGCUCGCGAUGGAGAUCAAGGACCUUACCGAUCAACUCACUGAAGGCGGUCGAUCGGUACAUGAAUUGCAAAAGAUGGUUCGUCGUCUAGAGGCCGAAAAGGAAGAGCUUCAGAAGGCAUUGGAUGAUGCUGAGGCUGCGCUUGAAGCUGAAGAGGCGAAAGUACUACGUGCUCAGGUCGAGGUAUCACAAGUUCGUGCCGAAAUCGAGAAACGCCUUCAAGAGAAGGAAGAAGAAUUCGAGAAUACUCGAAGAAAUCAUCAACGUGCAAUGGAAAGUAUGCAAGCAACCCUGGAAGUGGAAAUCAAAGCCAAGAAUGAGGCACUGAGAAUCAAGAAGAAGCUGGAACAAGACAUUAAUGAGCUUGAAAUCGCUCUUGAUCAUGCGAAUAAGGCUAACGCAGAUGCACAGAAGAACAUCAAACGUUAUCAAGAACAAAUCCGUGAACUACAACUGCAAAUCGAAGAUGAACAACGACAGAAAGAAGAUUUAGUUGAGCAAUUGCAAGGCAUUCAGAAGAGAGCUGCGAUACUGCAAGCCGAAAAAGACGAGCUCGCGAAUCAAGCUGAAGCUGCCGAACGUGCCAGACGUAGUGCUGAACAAGAUGCGAUUGAACUACGUGAACAAGUGAACGAUUUGACGAAUCAAGUGACUGUGAUCAAUAAUACACGAAGAAAGCUCGAAGGAGAGUUACAAGCUGUUCACAUUGAUCUGGAUGAUGUGCAAAACCAACUGAAGACCACUGACGAGAUGUUGAAGAGCGCGAGUGCAGAUGCAGCUCGUCUAGCCGAAGAGCUACGUCAAGAACAGGAGCACUCACUUCACGUUGAUCGUAUGAGACGUGCACUUGAGGUUCAAAUCAAGGAAAUGCAGGUACGUUUGGAUGAAGCCGAAGCAGCCGCUUUGCGUGGAGGUAAGAAGAUCAUCGCUAAGCUUGAGGAACGCAUUCGAUCCAUGGAACAAGAACUGGACAUGGAACAGAGACGUGGCUCGGAUAUGGAGAAAGAGAUCAAGAAGGGCGAUCGACGUAUCAAAGAACUUGAAUUCCAGUGUGAAGAGGACCGCAAGAACAGCGAUCGGCUGACAGAAUUGUGCGAUAAACUCCAAGUGAAAAUCAAAAUCUACAAACGACAAAUGGAGGAAGCUGAGGAAGUAGCAGCCGUGAAUAUGGGUAAAUAUCGUCAGUUGAUGACACAAGUUGAUGACGCGAAUGAACGUGCCGAUAUUGCUGAGAACUCGUUGGCUAAGCUACGCACAAAGAAUCGUGCUUCCACCAUGGGACCGUUGGGACUCAGUGCAAGUGCCAGCUUCAUUCGAGUUGCAUCUGCCUCGGAGUUUAUCAGCAACAACCAACAACAACAACAACAAUAA
Anisakis simplex (herring worm) is the source of this 3225-nucleotide messenger RNA. NCBI's taxonomy places the organism in Eukaryota, Metazoa, Nematoda, Chromadorea, Rhabditida, Anisakidae. The record is from the annotation of a GenBank genome assembly.